Bactrocera neohumeralis is the source of this 10090-nucleotide messenger RNA. It is a transcript of the gene Octbeta2R, whose product is annotated as octopamine receptor beta-2R. The coding region runs from base 1531 to 3609 and encodes 692 amino acids. NCBI's taxonomy places the organism in Eukaryota, Metazoa, Arthropoda, Insecta, Diptera, Tephritidae. Gene Ontology annotation, cellular component: membrane. Gene Ontology annotation, molecular function: octopamine receptor activity. The record is from RefSeq and is a predicted model, not a curated record. Gene Ontology annotation, biological process: adenylate cyclase-activating adrenergic receptor signaling pathway. The transcript has 7 exons.
UGCUAAAUUGGUCAGGCAUGCGACAGCUCAUUCGUAAGUGAACUGUUUGGUGUGCUGCCACGUCGUUUGCGGAUUGCGCGCAAUUUGUGUAUAACAAACAUAGAUAAUAUUCAGUGCAGUAAGAUAAAAAAGAAAAUAUAUGUGAAAGCAAAACACAAACGAUGUAUGAUAAGAAAGAAAAGCUGUAAAGUUAAGCGGAUGAUACAGCACGCCAGUGGAAAGUGAGUGACAGUAUUCAUAGCGCUCAUUGUCGUCCGCCCCGUGAGUCUUGUGUCGAGCGCGGGUAAUUUGAGAACGUACACAGAAGUCCCAAUUGAACGUCAGUCGAGCAAACAAUUAGAAAAUUAUCCCAACAACCGACAAACUAACUGGCUGUAAUACAAAUGUGCCGAUUGCUUUCGUGCGACGUUGAGCAGCAGCCCAAAUGACAGUUAAAGUUAAAUAAAACCAAAAAAAAAAAACAAAACAAAACAAAAACCACUUCAACUGAUUAAAGUAUGAGAAGUGCCAUUAAAAAGCACUUUGACGGAAUAUUAAAAACAAAUCACAAGUGGCGAAAUAAAUUUAAUUAAACAUAACUAAUACGCAUACUUCCAUAUAAUAAUGACAGUGUCAAUGUAAGAAAAACGCCACAUUCAUUCAUAUAUAACACGAAAAUGACUACAACAAAACCAAAAAACAAAGCACAACAAUAAAAUUGAAAUAUUAAGAGCAAUCAAGUAGUGGCCAAGAGACAGUGAUCAUUAAAAGCAACAAUAACAAACCAAAAAUACAAAAAAAAAACAAAAAAAUACACCGCCAAAGUGACAACAUAGGAAAGAAAACAACAACUAGCAACAACAACAAUAACACAACAGGGACGAACACAUCCAGCGCCUAGCCUAACCGCAACCUAGCCACGUUCGCGGUGAAGGUGACGGUGACAACUACAAACAACAGUUUAUCAACAACACUAUACUACAACAAGAACAAGAACAAAUCACAUAAAUAACAAAAAACGACAACAAGAAGCCAAAGAUUUCUAGCGUUGGUGUUGUUGAUGGCGGAUGGACUGCGAUGGCGGUGAGGGCGCGUCGGCACGACUGGCAGCGCUGGUGACGUGUGACACAACGACCAGGCCGACGGCCGACGGUGGACGGUCGACAGACCACUUUCCACCAUGCUGCCUGCAGUACAGUUCGGGGCGUAGAAAGCGAACCGCGCGUUCCAUCUGCGAACAUUUCUUCUGCGGCAGCUCGUCGGCGGCAAUCGAACGGCCCAAGUGAUAACAGCAAAUUAUUGUAUUAAAAAAAAAAAAACAAAUAAUACCAUUUCAGAGAAUAUAUUGAAGUGGAAUUCUAGUAAAUUGCAAAUUAAUUGAAACGGAAAAGCCCGCAACGAGUUCAGUGCAAGGCGAAUUAAUAAAAAUUAAGUAAAAUUAAAUUAAAUGAAGGAAAUGAAUGUGGUCUGCUCAUAGAAAGUGAAUAAAGUGCAAUAGAUAUCUGAAAGCAAAAAUAAGUCGAAACAUUUGUGCGAAAAGGUUGAAACAACAUGUCUACCAAUACUCCAACAAUGCUUCCAUUAACUGUAACAACAACAACACCCAACCAAACCGCAAUCAGUCAAACAGUGCAAAGAACUAAAAACGCAUUCGCAACGCGUCGAAAAAGACGAAAUUUGUGCAGUGAACUUGAACAGUGCAACAGAAAGCGUGUGGUGUCUAAUGCCACAACAGCAACAACAACAAGAACAACACGAAUUGCAACGAGCAAAUUGGCAAAUUAUGCCGACUUCCCAACGCCAACGACUGCGCUACCAACAACGAUGGCGGCAAUGGCAGCAAUGACAACAAGAACAACCACAACAACAAUACCUGCAACGACAAUGCGUGCGGUAGUGACGCAACUUGCCACAAGGACCGCAGUGUCGCGCACAGCAACCACAACACCACCGCCGCCGCGAUUAUCCACUGCCCCGGCGGCAACAACACCAGCAACACCAUCAGCAGCAGCGGCAACUGGUGCAGCCACCAUGCACCCACGAAGACAUCACUGUCAGCGGCGCGCAACUAUAGCAACAACACCAACAACUGCUGAGGCCCACAACAUAACAACAGCGUUGCCGCGUGCACGCGCCGCCAGCCUCGGCUUCAACCUGAGCACGGCCUUCGCGACCGCUCUCUUCCACACCAGCGUUGCAGUUGCAGCCGCUGCCUCGACACAGACUCAAACGCAACUCAGCGCCGCUGCCAAGCACCAGACGCCCCAGGCACAGGCCGUGCUGGAUAGCGGCAUGCUCUCACAACUGGACUCCAAUGCCACUUCCACGUUGCUGGGCUCAGCAGGCGCCACCAUGACGCCGAGCAAUUUCACGCUGCUGGACGACGCUGGCGCCGAUGGUGUUGAGGGCAUCAACGAUGUCACGAAUAGCAGCGAAUGGUUCGAUGUUGUGUACUUGGUGUUCAAGGCGUCGCUAAUGCUCUUCAUCAUAAUUGCGGCCAUUUUCGGAAACCUUCUUGUCAUUAUUUCUGUGAUGCGAGUUAGAAAAUUAAGAAUUAUAACGAAUUACUUCGUGGUGUCGCUGGCUAUGGCCGACAUAAUGGUGGCUAUGAUGGCUAUGACGUUUAACUUCAGCGUUCAAGUAACUGGGCGUUGGAAUUUUGGAAUAUUUGUCUGCGAUCUGUGGAACAGCUUGGACGUGUACUUCUCAACCGCUAGCAUUUUGCAUCUGUGUUGCAUAUCGGUGGACAGAUAUUAUGCGAUUGUAAAGCCGCUCAAGUACCCGAUCAAUAUGACGAAACGCGUUGUGACCAUCAUGCUGAUAAACACGUGGGUCUCGCCGGCUCUGCUCUCCUUCCUACCCAUAUUCAUCGGUUGGUACACGACCGAAGAGCACAAGAUCUACGUGAAACGACAUCCCGAUCGCUGUGAGUUCAUCGUCAAUAAGCCGUACUGCGUCAUCUCGAGCUCGAUCUCCUUCUGGAUUCCAUGCACGAUCAUGAUUUUCACGUACUUGGCGAUAUUCCGCGAGGCCAACCGUCAGGAGAAGCAAAUGAUGGCGCGGCAAGGCAACGCGAUGUUGAUGCACCGGCACUCAGAGGAUGCCCGCGCCAGCGUGGGAGUAAGCAACAACACAGGUGAGGCGCUCAGCGGCUCCGGCUCGUCGAAAACUUUGACGCUGCACGAAGUGGAACAGGACCACACACCGACAAAGGACAAACAUUUAAUCAAAAUGAAACGAGAACACAAGGCUGCGAGAACUUUGGGCAUCAUUAUGGGCACGUUCAUCGUCUGUUGGCUGCCAUUCUUCCUUUGGUACACCAUCACCAGUCUAUGCGACUUAACCGCGCCGGACAUUGUGGUCGCCAUACUGUUCUGGAUCGGCUACUUCAACUCAACGCUCAACCCACUCAUAUACGCUUACUUCAACCGCGAGUUUCGAGAGGCGUUCCGCAACACCCUACAAUGCCUCUUCUGCAACUGGUGGCGGGAUCGCGGUCUGCCGCUCGACAUCGACAUACGACGCUCCAGCCUGCGCUAUGACACACGCGCCAAAAGCGUCUACUCCGAGAACUACUUGAGCGCCAGCCAGCCACCCAGGCGUACCAGUCAACUGGUCGACAGCUUAUAAUACAGCCGGGAUGACUCGCUGUUGUCGGUGACGCGCACACCGCCGCAGCGAUCCACGUCAAUGCAACUGCUGCCAACCCAACAGUCCGUGCAGAUGACUGACUCGACGCCAGUACGCGCUGCCGGCAGUGGCAUGCAUCAGUUGGCGCCACUCCCACUGCCGUCGUAUGUCGGCAAGCGUUUGCUCGAGAUCAAACCUGGCGCUGGGCACGAUUUGAAUGGCGGCGAUAUGCAGGCCAGGGCUGGCGCAGACAGCAGUGUUGGCGACGAUGAUGAACCGCAACAGAUACAGAUCGAAAUACCGUUGGCCUAUGUCAAGAAGUGGAACAAAAGCAAUAAAAUGACAACGGCAGCAACAACUGCAACAACUACAACAGCGACAACAGUAACCGCGGCCACGGUCAACAGCACAAGCACAGCGCUGACUACAAUAACAACAACAGUAACAACACCCAAAGGCACUGAAAUACACGAACACACACACGUUUAGGGCAAACUCUAGCACCCACCGACCACUAACUGAAUUGUUCAAGGAAUCCGUGCAGUAAUCGAAUAGAACAAGUUCUGCGAUAACUUCGUAUGUAUGUAUGCAUCAAAAGAACGCCGUAGGUGUAAAAAAAGAAAUAUAGAAUUCGUGCUCAAGCAUCCUCCAUUUUAUUUGCCAAAAGUUAUAGUUCUUACUAUUCAGCUCUUCGAAGGAGGCUGGGUAUAUAAUACGGAUCGAUUAGACGUGCGCCUAUCGUUCUCUGAAGUAGUUCAUGGCCCUCCAGCCCUUGAAUGAAGUGAAUAUCUUUAAGUUCCCAGCGGGAUAUGGUAGACAUUGGUAAGCGAGCGAGGUAAACGAUACAUCAUGAUUGUAUCGCUUUCUCCGAUCGAUGAAAAUUAACACGGCGAUGUCCUAGGAAUAGUACAAGAUCACCCUUUUCUCUUACCAUAGGGACGAAGAAUUCUUCGAUGCCAAGGUUAAUAAUAGAGUAGAAGAAAUUGCAUAUUAAUUUUGCCUUAUUUAUGAAAGUGCGUGUAUGUAUUUCGUUAUGAAAAUAAGUAUUUAUGUAUAAAAAGGAAUAGUUUACUUUAAAUUUUGUGGCUGAGUCUCUUCUCGUUUUUUCCAAGCAACGAGACUUAAAGAAACGGCCUUUGACAAGCCUGAUCAUGACUUUCCGCGAAAAGUUUAAACACAAAAAUAAGCAACAUUUUUGAUUAAAAUAGCAGCUCACCUAAACACAACCAACUUUCUGCAAAUUUUCUUCAAAUGCUUGACGAUUUGACGAAAUAAUGAAAAUAUUUUCUUAUAAAUUCUAUUGCAUCAACUUGUAUUUGUUGUUUUGUAACGUUUUUCAUGUACUUACUUGAUUGUAAAUAUGAACGCAGUAGAAUUUAGCCACAAAGGUCACUUUUAUGCAUUACCUGGUAUCGAAGAAUUCUACAUAGAAUUUUCUUCGAAGCAUUCUUCAAAGAAAAAUGUAAGCGGUGAACCAUUAUCCCGCUGAGUUAUAUUUUAAUUCUGAAAUAACAAACCAAAAAUAAUUUUAAAAAAUUAACAAAAAUCGAUAACCAUUAAAUGAUAUUUUAAAGUAGGAAUUUCUUCGUGUUUCGGCUUUAAGCCCGCCGGCUUUAUCGGAAUUAAAGCACAUUUGGAUCGAAUUACUUUUUCAUAGAAUAGUCGGUAUAUUCAUAUGCUUCGGCAAGUAACAUUAAAUCAUUAAGCGCAAUAAUCAGUAAUGCAAUUUACAAUGCUUUUUCCAGUUGCACAUUAAUCCGCAAGAGCGUCCGUUGAGCUUCCCUCUGCCGCCGUGCAACAUAUGCCAAUAUCAUAGAUAUGCGUUUUUUGCCUCCGAUGCCCAAUUAAUUAGUAAAUGUGCACCUGAAUUAGCAUCAGGCGCGGCAUCUGUGGCAGCAGCUGGCGCUUGCAUCGGCAAAUUUUAAUCAGACAAAAGCUUUUUUGCGGAAAUCAAUCGUCAAACAUCGUCGCAUGCAAAAAAAGGCCGAACACCGUGCACAAACCCGUUAUCGCGCGCACUUUCCGAUAGAAUUUAUAUUUUAUUCAAUAAGCACUGCACUGGCAAACAAAAACCAUUAUGCAAUCACUUGCAAUUAAGCGACGCACAAAAGUGCGUGAAAUUAAUUCUCACCUUCUCCCAAAAGACUUUCGAUCAUUCGCCCUUGUUGAUUUAAACGCUUUCCAAUUGUGUUUAAAGCUAAAAAGCAGCAGCAAAUUUGCUCGUGGCAAACAUUUUUAAAUAUUAUUAUUAUUGAACAACACCGAAAAAAGCCGAAACGGACAAAAACAAUGGAGCAUUUCGCAAAUAAACGAUUUUAUUUUAAUGAGAAAAUUACUUACACACCUGUUCGCCAACACAAUAUAUUCAUACAUUAUUCCUACAUACACACAUAUAGUAUAGAUGUAGAUGUGGAUGCAUACAUACAUACGCAAUAUCCAUGUUUAAGUGAACUGCAAACAAUGUUAAUUAGCUAAUUAAAAAAGAAUGUGAACUAAGAGGAAAUGUAAAUUACAUUGAGGAGGGUUCGCGCAGUGGCCAGUCCGGAUGCGUGCGUGUGUGUGCUGGUGUGCGUUAUUUAACAUUUAAUCAAAAUGUAGCACGUUAACUAUGUGAAAACAUUUAAAUAUUUGAUGAAUAUGCCAAAUGCCAAAUCAAAAUUACUUCAUUGAAUUAAUAUUAUAAAAUGUUUAUAGUUCAUGACUGCUAGGAAUAAGACUUUUUCACUGCGAAUAUAAUGAUUUGUGAGCAAUAAAAACCCGAAAUAAAUCAGCAAACUUUAAACAUUUUUAAAGCCAAUUCGACUCGCUCAACUCUCAUAUUUUUGAUAACAUCAUUUCAUAAUUUUAUUUAUUAAUUUUCGUAGUUUUUCUCUAGUGAUAAUCUUGAUAGUCAUCCAUGCGGUUUCCCAUAAUCUUUCGCUUAUUUUUGAUUUGUGCUCAAGUUUUUAAACAAAUGGUCUUAAUGGGCGGAAGUUGACAUACAACUAAAGAAAAAAUCUAAGCUUCCACAGCUGCUCUAAUACUCAGUUUCUGUAAAUUAAUUUUCGACAAAUACAUACGAUGUGAACAUCGAGCGAAAACGGACAUCGUUAAAGAAGCGAACUUUUCGUUAUUCUUUAUGGGAAAAAGAGGAGUUCUUUACUUUAGCUAUGGGUUCGUACAAGUUCCAUUGCACCGAAAUUACUGAAUUUUUUUCGGAAAACAUAUAAUUUUAUAUUUUAUUUAAAAAGCUCAUUAAAAGCUUUCAACUUGUAUCAAUUCAUAUUGAGGAGCUUCAUACAUUUCUCAAAUACAAAAUAGAUAUAAAAUUGACAACAACAGCAAUAAAAAUUAGCGUAUAGAAGCGCAAGUGACGCAGUCAAAUGCUUAGGAGACUUAUAUUAUUUAGCAUUAAUCACUAUACAACUACAAAAUACAAAAACAAACCAAAAAUUAAAAGAAAAAGAAAAAGAAAAAGAAGCAUAAAUAUCCAACAUAUACGAAUGUAAGUAGGAAGAGAAAUGUAAAAAACUGAAUUAGUGACAAUCGAAAGCAAUAAACAUUAGGCAACAUUGUUUGUGUAAUCUGUUUGUACAUAUGUUUGUAUUAGUACCAACUAACUAGUUAUAAAAGUGAAAAAGAGAGACUAAUAACAAUUAACAAAAUUUACGCUAACUAAAUAUUACGAACAUACAUAUAAAUGAGAACACUAGGCAAUUAUACCAAGUAUUCAUAUAACAAUUACAAAAACAAAAACAAAAACAAACAAAAAUUACCACAAUGAAAUAUUCAAACAUGUACCAAAUAGAAAUCAAAAACCAUAAGUAGAUUAAUUCUAGUGAAAAUUCAAAGUAAUAAAACCGCGAGCGAUAGAAAAUCAAAUCUCAAGCAAUCCAAGUACGUAACUCACAUAAAUGUUGAAUGUGCACGAGAAGCGAACCGUCGAAACAAGCUCAAAUGUGGACUGUAAAAUAAUCAGAUUCAAAUAUUCAAAAUUAGGCAACAGAAAAAUGUACUUACAUAAGCGCCACUGACUGCUCCGUUGGUGGUGAUUCGAAAGCAAAGCCACGCAACAAAAUACGUAAAGUAGAAGCUCUUCCAAGAAACUCGGAAUUCUGCUAGAUCCAAAAUAUUGAAAUUAAAUUUUCGAAAUCGCAACAAAUCAAAUAAGCAAUAACGGUUGUUCCACAACAACACAAAACAGAGCGUAAGCAUUAAAUUAGCAAUGACAAUGCAAUAAUAAAUAAAUCAUUAGAAUACAAGAAAGACAAAUUAGACACCAAAGUAAAUACAAGUAGUAAAUGUGACUUCCAAAUGAGUUUCGAAAACGUUCCUUCUGCUAUUGCUCUGCUGUCUUUUCUGCAAGUUAUGUCGACACUUUGAAGUCUUCCCUACCGAAAAUGACGUAAAAACUCGCUCUUGAUUUAGUUUAUCUUUUUCACAAAAAUUUUUUGCUUGGCAUCUUCUUCCGACAAAUGUUUUUAGAGCUAUUUUUGAUAUGAAUUCCGCUUGUUAAAAAAACCAUUCCACAAGCUCUCAUUAUAUUUGAAAACGCUUCCACACAAGAUACAUUUAUAAGGCGAUUUCAAUAUACCCUUUGCUAUUUCAUCUCAAAUUGCUAAAAAAUUUCAAUGCCCAGAACCCUUCGAACCCUUCUAUCAUUGUCGAAUAUUUGGAUCGAUGAACUGGUCUUUUUGGCCUAUGUCGAAGUGAAAAUCAACAAACAUACUGCGGAGAACUUUCACAUUUUAACGCUCUAUUUAACAACUUAGGAAAACUAUGUAUACAUUUUUGAAAAACAAUAACAUAACGCGGCUUUAUAUUAUAUUUUCCUUCCUUUCAUUAGGUCCAUCUUAAUAAAGUGCAAUAAAUGUGUCGAGUUUGGAAAUAAGAAAAAUAUGUUCAUUCAAUCACUCAGAUUUUUUCGUAGAAAGUGUUAAGUGUUUCAAACACAUUGCAAAAUAAAAAUAGAUUUAAACAUCCCAGGCAUUAGCAAGAAGUUUGCGUUGCAAUUCCUGGAAUUAAGUUGACUGGGUGGCCAUCAAAGCACGGCUUGCAAAUCGCUUUAUAAGUCAGCAACUUGAUUCCAGCAAAUGCGAUGCCAAGCGAACGACAAAAAUGUGAAUGUGUGUGUGCGAAAAGAUUAUAAAUUUUGUGGCAAGUGACUCGAAAGCUUAAUGAAGUGAAAGUUUUGAAAUAAAAAAAUCCGUUUUGAAAAAACGUUUGGACACAAGUUUCGGCAGUGACAUGUUUUACCGGUUCCAGGAAAACCAUUCGGAAAUAGAAUAUCACUAUGAAUUCUAGUUCUAAAUUGUCAUAUCAGUUUUAUAAUUUAUGUGACGACAGAUCGAAAAAUAAAUAAGAAAUGACCACAUAAAUAGAGCAAGAGACCCUCGGAAAAAAAUUUUAGGAUAAUUUAAAAAUAAUAUAUUAAAAUUUGACAUCCACAAAAUCAAGUUGUGCUCGCUUUAUUUAUUUUUUUUUUUUUAAUAAUUUCAAAAGUAUCAUGUAACUCGGCACGGCCAUCAAUUACUCAAUGAUUCAUUUACGAAAACCGCCGAGUGUGAGUAGUUUGGCCAAUGGAUUACUCGUAUUUUCAUGUAAACAUUUGACAGUUAAUUAUUCGAGUGUUUUUUAGAAAGCUCUAAACCACACUGUGAGUGUGUGUGUUUGCUCACAAUGACAAUGAUUUAUGCAAAUAUUUACACCGGAAAAAAUAGUAGUGAAGUUGGUAUGAGCGCUAAUCAAACAGCUUUCCGCAAAGCGAAGCCAAACAAUUAAAGCGGCACCAUUUCACUAUUGAGCAUAACUUUAUUUAUCAAAUAGUAUUUAUUGUGGAAAUGUUGUGUGAUUACAGACAAACACUUUUCAUCGCGUGAUGCUAGUCGCACUUUAACUAACCAAAUAACCGGUAUAAGCGGUUAAGCAAGAAUAAAUAGGAGAACAAAGCGCAUUCAAUCAAAUUGUUUGAGUUGUACCUUAGGUACGAAGCUAUGCUUCUGUGUAUGUAUAAGUAUGUAUAUAUGUAUACGUAUGUAGAUAUUUUUGUAAUGUACUUUUUAUAACUAAACUUAACUAAUCUGAGGAGCAAAGCAUCCACUAAAAUGACACAAACAUUUGAAAAGUGGAAAAAGUCUAAGAAGUCGGAAAACUUCCCCUGCUCGUUGUACAAAUAUGCGUUCAUUAAUAUUUACUGAGAUAAGUGCAGAUAUUUUUAAGUGUUACAGACAUUUUGUUUAUAUACGUACAUAUGUUAACAUUAAAUUAUUUAUUGCUAUUCUAAUAUAUACACAUACACAUGCAUAUUUAUUUUGUUAGCUGUAAAUUUCUACAAAUAAGUGAGACAAAUUACUAGCAGUGGAGUACUAUUUAACUAUUAAACUAUAAAAUUAACAUAUACAACAUUGAAUUAGUGAAUAUAUGUGUAAAACAUCAAGAGAAUACAAUAAUUAAUAAUGCAAAACAAAAGGAAAUUAAUUAAUAAAAUAAGGUAUAAAAGAUA